Messenger RNA from Cryphonectria parasitica EP155, 681 nucleotides. RefSeq lists its product as uncharacterized. Bases 1 to 681 code for a protein of 226 amino acids. The record is from RefSeq and is a predicted model, not a curated record. The transcript has a single exon. NCBI's taxonomy places the organism in Eukaryota, Fungi, Ascomycota, Sordariomycetes, Diaporthales, Cryphonectriaceae.
AUGGCAGCCUCCAGCGAUGUUGCUGUCCAGAUGGCCGUAGCCCAGGCCAAAGCAGACAUCGCACUGGCCCUGACUGAACAGUUUCAGAAGGAGCUCAACAACCUCCGCGAUGCCCUCGAGCAGGCCACCAAGGAGAACAAAGCUCUGAGGAGCGAAAAUGAGAGCCUUCGGUCGCGCCUGCAGGUCGGAGCAGCAGAAGGGGAAGAAGACGUGCUGCUCAACAACCUCGAGGAGGAAGAAGCCGAGGCUGGUACGGGACGACCGCCACCAGAGGGUCAUAUAUUCAGCAAUGGCGGACCCUACAGGCCCUCCAAAAAUGAGCGUGCUGAUACAACUCGCCUCAAGCAGGAGCUCAACCGGUGGACCCAGGCCCACGGCUACUCGGUGAAGAUCAUGCGGUCCAAGCUCACUGGGGCGAGGGUGAAGCUCGUCGUCACCUGUGUUCUGGCUGGCAAGCCCAACCUGAUGGACGAGCAGCGGAGGCGGGAGAAGGCAAACAUGGGCUGUCGCAUCAACAAACCGCGUGUUUCCAAGCUGCGCGACUGUCCGCUGCGCUUCCUGCUGCAAGAGAUUGUGCAGGGCUCAGGGACGUUCGUCGUCCAGCACAGCGAUUUGCCCACGCACCAGCGAUGCAAUCACGAACCUGAUCGGUCCCUGAGGCAAUUAGGAGCUGGGCUUUGA